GCAUAGUUCAUUAAAAAAUCCGGAUCGGAUAUCUUAAUAAAAAUACGAUAAAUAUAAUAUUUAAUCACAUAAAUAUAUAUUAUUUUAUUCUCAAAGAUGGGCGAAGUGUCAUUAGAAACCACAGCUUACGCUAAGAUCAUACUACAUGCAGCGAAAUACCCGCAUUGUGCAGUAAACGGGGUGCUUCUGGCAGACGCGACAAAAAUUCGAGAUGGGGCCAAAAACCAGGACCUGGAUAUUGUGGACACCGUGCCCCUGUUUCAUCAUAGCCAUUAUUUGUCGCCUAUGGCAGAAAUUGCCCUCACACAGAUAGAAACAGUGGCACAGGCCAAUAACCGCAUCAUCGCUGGCUAUUAUGCGGCAUGUGAAAACUUCCACGACAACUCGGUGGACAAGUGCCCGGGACAGAAGAUUGCUGAAAAGAUAGUAGAGCACUUCCCAUCUGCUGUGUUUGUAGUGGUAGACAACAGGAAAAUGGUUCAGCACCUGGACACACCAGCUAUUAAGCUUCACAAGUAUGUGGAGGGAAAGUGGAAACUCAAGGAUGCCACCAAAGUGCUGUUCCAGACCCCGUACGUCCUGGAGACGGUCUCGCAGCUCCUGCAGAGCGACGUGCAGCGCGCGCUCGUCGACUUCGACAACUACUUGGACGACGUGACGCAAGACUGGACGAACCUCGGUAUCGAGAAGCUGGUCGCUAGCAUCGACGCUAGUAAUGAUGACGGUAAGGACAAGGACUAUCGGUAGACACUGACGUACUAUAGUUUAGCGUUUUGAUACAUGAAAACAUCAUACAGUCAACUGUAAAAAUAUGCACAAAUCAUACUUAAAAAUAUGUCCCAUAGCUCUUAUGGCAGCGGAUUAAGAACUAUGGGACAUAUUUCUGGGCAACUUGUUUACACCCAUAAUUAUACACUUGACUGUGCAUGAGCCGAUUUUCAAGUGUUAAGUAAAUGUAUCUACCGAUGAAAUUCGGACUUUGCAUUGGUUAGGAAAAUGUAUGGCUAAGGGCCUGUUUCACAAUCUCCAAGUAAAGUACUAAAUAAGCUACUUGCCACUUAUCUGACGAAUAAAGUCAUCUUUGGCGUUUCAAAAUCUUCAAAUAAGCUUAACUGGUAGAUAAAUACCUUUACACCUGAAGGUAGUUUUAUCUGGCAGUUAAGUUAUUUGUUAAUUAGCUAUCAAAUACUUUACUUGGACAUUGUGAAACAGGCCCUAAUACUUAGGUUUUAUUAAUGUUUUCUUAUUAUAUAUUUUAAAGUUAAAAAUUACUAAAGACGCGCCCGAAAGGCGCUUGAGAGAGCUAAAGACGCCGGUUCGAAUCCGGCCUUCACCAUUGGAGGGCUUCGUCACUUUUUCUUUAAUAUAUGACACCUAUUACAGUUUUUAAAAAUGACAAAUUUUUCAGUAGCCUAUACGGUCGAUUUUUGUAAUCAAACCCUAUCAUAGUAAAACUUUAUUGACAGUCGACCAAGUGGUACAGUCGCCGUCAGAUAUAUCGGAGCGACCGAGGUGGUCACAAAAUAUUCCGAUGUUUAUACACGCUUACGGUCGCCUGUCAAGGAACUAGAGUGCGUGUUCAGAUAUUUUUGGAGCACCUCGGCCGAUCCGAAUAUAUCUGAUGGCGAUUAUACCUAUUCCCAAAAACACUUAAUAAUUGUAUUUAUUAAUUUCAUUCCAAUCAACCUAUUAUACAUUUUUAUACUAUGAAAUUUCAUACAGUAUAAAAAUAAUGAUAUAAGG
Molecule: messenger RNA, 1743 nt
Organism: Cydia strobilella
Lineage: Eukaryota; Metazoa; Arthropoda; Insecta; Lepidoptera; Tortricidae
Gene: EMC8-9
Product: ER membrane protein complex subunit 8/9 homolog
Exons: 4
Coding region: 97-747 (216 amino acids)
Cellular component (GO): EMC complex
Source: RefSeq, a predicted model, not a curated record